Molecule: messenger RNA, 897 nt
Organism: Yamadazyma jaroonii
Lineage: Eukaryota; Fungi; Ascomycota; Pichiomycetes; Serinales; Debaryomycetaceae
Source: the annotation of a GenBank genome assembly
AUGAAUAACUAUACACUUGAAGAAUACAAUGUGAAAAUUGAAGACGCCAAAUCAAAAGUAGAGAGUAUCAUCGGAGAUUUCAAACCUCGGAUAAUGAUAAUCUGUGGUUCUGGGUUAGGAGGAAUUGUCAACAUCUUAUCGAAUCAAAAAGUGGUUAAGUAUGGGGAUAUAGGGUUGAAAGACUCUACUGUUCCAGGGCAUGAUGGUAAGUUAGUAUUCGGAGAAAUCGGAGCCAACAAGGUGCCAGUUAUGUGUAUGGUAGGAAGAUUACAUUUUUAUGAGGGUUAUUCUUUACAGGAUACAACCUUGCCCAUUAGGUUAGGUAAAGUCAUCGGCAUCGAAACUGUUAUUGUGACUAAUGCUGCCGGUGGAGUCAAUAAAGAUUAUAGGGUCGGUGAUUUAAUGUUGAUCAAUGACCAUAUCAAUUUCGUCGGUUUUGCUGGUUUCAAUCCUUUGAGAGGACCAAACUUGGGUCAAUUUGGACCAAGAUUUUUGGGAUUGUCUGAUGCUUAUGACUUUGACUUGAGGAGAUUGUUUUUCCAAACAAAACAAAAGUUGAACAUCCAAAGGAAGGUUCACGAGGGUGUUUAUUUUUUUACAGCAGGACCAACUUUCGAAAGUAGAGCAGAGGUGAGGAUGAUAAAAACUUUAGGUGGUGAUGCAGUGGGGAUGUCAACGGUACCUGAGGUCAUUGUCGCUCGUCACUGUGGGAUCAAAGUGUUAGCUUUGUCGCUCAUUACCAACGAAGGUGUUGGCAGUGAACCACCGAGUGCAUUGACAGACCAAGACGUCAAAUUAGAUGAAGGGAUGGCUAACCAUGCUGAAGUUUUAGAAGCUGCCAACGAAGCAUCUAAGGACGUUCAAAGAAUUUUUGAAGAAACGAUCAAUCAACUCUAA